UAGAAUUUGAUUGUUUGAACUUUUACUUGUACAUUAGAAGAAAUUUAAGUGGGAGGUAGAGUACAAAGAAAACGGUGAGAGUACAGAGGAAAAUUGUGGUACAUUUAAACAAUAUAAUUUAGCCAAAAUAAAUGCAUAGAAUACAAUUGAAUAAUAUGUUUGAAUAUAAUUUAGCUAAAAUAAAUGCAUAGAACACAAUUGAGAGAAUACACAAUAGAUCCUCUCCUUCCAUCCAUCUCUUUCCUUCAACAAAAACACAUGCAAUUGUAUAGAAAGAAUUUAAAAAAAUGAUAAAUAAAAUAAAAGGGAGAAAAUGUUAGAGAGAGAUAGAGACAUAAUGUGAAGGAGAGGGUUGCAGAGAAAAUGUUGAAGGAGAGGAUUCAAACCCCAAUUGAAUAAUAUGUGACAGCGGAGUAACUUCUAUUCAAAGUCCAGCAUAGAGAUGGAUGUUACUUUCUAGAGAGAGAUGUUCUCUCUUCUCUCUAGAAAACCUCCACCCAAAUCUCUAGGGUUUGAUGGUGGCCACCUCCCACCUUCAUGGUGGUUUUCUCCUUCCACUUUUAUGGUGGUUAUUUUCCUUAUGAAGGGUAGUAUCUCUUUCAUUCAACCUCACUCUCUUGCUUCUACUAAAACUAAGUCACUCAUCGGAGACCCUCUUCCUCCACCACGAACUACUACCAAGUCGCCUUUCUCUCUACCGAUGCGAUCGCCACCGGAGCCACCACCACUAAGAAAUGAAAAGCUUAUUAAUGUUAUUUUAAGAAUCUCAAACUCAACAAUGGUGGGUGUUCCUCUCUUCACCGGAUCUGCUCUAACACAUUUGAUGUUGACAACUUUUCACCCUCCGCCAAAGUCGACAUGGAUCUUUUACAGAUUCGGUGGUUUCGUCGGAAGCCGUUUCAGAUCCGAAAGAUGAAUAAGAAGAAAAAUAUUUGGUGAAGAGUAAUGAAAAGCAACUGAAAAAUAGAAAAACGAAAAUUCAAUUAGUUAAUAAAACAUGCAAAAUAAAUAAAUGUUUGUAUAAGAAGCUUUACUCCAUUGAUGAUGAAUGAAGUGAUGAAGAAGAUGAUGUCUCCAGUUGUGAGGAAGAAGAUUGAAAUCAAAGAGAGAAGUGAAAAAGAAAAAAAAAACAUAGAAAAUAGGAGAGAGGUUUGAGAGAAAAGUGAGAA
Vicia villosa (hairy vetch) is the source of this 1169-nucleotide messenger RNA. RefSeq lists its product as uncharacterized. The record is from RefSeq and is a predicted model, not a curated record. NCBI's taxonomy places the organism in Eukaryota, Viridiplantae, Streptophyta, Magnoliopsida, Fabales, Fabaceae. The coding region runs from base 467 to 916 and encodes 149 amino acids. The transcript is spliced from 2 exons.